AUGUCCGUGGAAAAAGCUGCUGCAACUUAUGAAAAUUCAAGUGUCACAAAUCCAAAUAAUGAAGAUAUCUCUCUGGAAACACAAAACCGCCUACAAAAGAAUAUUGCAACAAGAACUAGAUAUAUCGGACUGUUUAGAAAUAUUCAAAAAUAUUCCACAAUCCCAAUUACCAGCUAUUUUUGUUUACAUGCAACUAAUAUAAUUGUACUCCCCCUAGUGGCGUCCAAUAAUCAAGUUGAAAGAUUUAUGGAAUGGACACAUACCUUUUUACCAAUUAACACUGCAAAGUGGAUUUUAUUCUUUGCAUUUACUCAUAUUGAGUCUGGAACUCUUUUAAAGUUAUUCAAGAUUUGGAAUGAAGCUGAUAGUAGAAAUUUAAAAGGUAAAAAUGAUUAUAGCGUAAUAAAGACAUUUUUAUUAAAAUUUGUCAAAGGACGCUCGCCAGUUUCUCUGUCCGGAUCAGUUUUUGUAUUUUCAGUAUUUUUCCACCUAGCUUUAAUAAAAUUCUUACCUCAGUACUUGGGUGGUCUACAUACUGGUAUCCCAUUUAUUACUUGGCUAUUGCAUAACGAUAGUUUAUUUGUCCGUUUCGGGUUAGGUGCUCUACCAUUGAUUAUAUUGAUUUGGGGUGCCAUUUAUCACAUAGUCAAUGGAAGUGCUGAAUUUUUGGGCUUAAAAUACAAUGCAAGAAACACGUUUAAGUCAUUCGCAAACUUACUAAGUAUUGUUGGUACCAUUACCGUAUUUAAAUUCCUUCUAACAAAACCAAUCUUUCAAGAAUUGGAAAUCCCAGGUUUUGAAAAACUUAUCUCGUACUUUUAUUAG
Messenger RNA from Henningerozyma blattae CBS 6284, 825 nucleotides. It is a transcript of the gene MCP1, whose product is annotated as Mcp1p. Gene Ontology annotation, cellular component: mitochondrial outer membrane. The record is from RefSeq and is a predicted model, not a curated record. NCBI's taxonomy places the organism in Eukaryota, Fungi, Ascomycota, Saccharomycetes, Saccharomycetales, Saccharomycetaceae. The coding region runs from base 1 to 825 and encodes 274 amino acids. The transcript has a single exon. Gene Ontology annotation, biological process: mitochondrion organization; lipid homeostasis.